This is a messenger RNA of Desarmillaria tabescens, 684 nucleotides long. RefSeq lists its product as uncharacterized. Bases 1 to 684 code for a protein of 227 amino acids. Lineage: Eukaryota; Fungi; Basidiomycota; Agaricomycetes; Agaricales; Physalacriaceae. The transcript is spliced from 2 exons. The record is from RefSeq and is a predicted model, not a curated record.
AUGUCCAAAUCCGCCAGAUUCCCUUGGGAUUCCCUUAAAGCAGAGACGCUGCGCGCCAUCUGUCGCGACAUCGGUAUAGGAUUUGUUGGAAAGCGCGAAACCGUACUUUCCCAUCUGCAACUUAUCCACGAACUUGGCCUUGAUAAAGCCCUAACAAAAAUCAAGGAUUCGCAAGUGACCGAACCGGCGUCAGCGCGCACUCGCAAGCGCAAGAGUGACGCAGCAGAAGUUGAACCAGAAAGCCCCCCCAAAUCUCGCGCCAAACGUUCCCGUCCAUCAGAUGCAGAGCCUGCAUCUACUCCUCGUCGUACACGCGCCAAUACCGCUCUCGAUGAGUCUCCUCGCCGCAGCAGCAGGAAGACUAAACCAACUGAGAAAAUUUCGGCCAAAACUAAGGCGGUGAAGGCAAAACCUGCAGCAAGAACCCCCGCCAGAGCAAAGGCGACAAAGAAGAGGACUUCAGCUCCCAAUAGCCGGUCAUCUCAAUUCGAUGGCGUUGUCGUUCCCAGGAUCAAACGAACAAGGCCUGGAGCCGUCAACGGGGCUGAGGCGGAACAGGCCCCGGAAGGGGGAGAGGAAGAGGGAGAAAGGGGAUCCGGUUCCUCCCUUGUGAAGAAGCAGGAGGAUGAUGGUGAGGAGAGCAAGGCCUCUUCGAGCUACGGUAGCUCGAAUAAAGGUUCGUAG